GAACAUUUUCAUUUGAUGUAGAUGGCGCUUAAAUCGUCUUCAUGUCAAACUUAAUGUCAAAAAUCUCAAUUUGUUUUCUUAUAUUUAAUUUAAUUUAUUUAAUUAAUAAUGAGUGGCCAAGAGAUAAAAUCUUCACUUCGAAAAAUGGAUUUUCCACAAUGUACUCAAGAAGCACUCAAUAAAAUAGGUCAGUUAAUAUGCGGAAAAGUGCCAAGUUUAAAACAAAUGGAUUUAGCAUUAGAUUUAAUAUCGGAAUUCGUGUUUUGCGAAGUAGAUAAAAGAGGGAAUAAAAUAGCCCCAUUAAAUCCAUUAAAAGAGCUUCAAUUAAUCGAAGUACUUUUUGAUUAUUUCAAUGGAAUACAAACGGAAUCACAUCGAAAUACGGUUUUUCUAUCAAUUUUUAGUGGAACUACGUUUGCAUUAAGAUCUGUAAUUUUGAGUAGAUUAAUUUCUAUAGCUAUAGGAAUGCCUUCUGAACCAGUUUUGGUUUCGGCGAGUGCUUGGAUGCAACAAUUAGGAAAUACUUCCAUUAAUUGUAAUAAAUUAGCAGAGUCAGUAAUUAGGGAUUAUUUUGUUUUAGUUCCAAAUGGUGCGCAAAGAUUAAAUUUAUUAUCAAAUUGCGCCCCGCAGUUUGUUGCAAACUUUUUAACAGCAGUUUCUGAGAUUUAUUUCACUGAUAUAAAAGGUACGAUUAAUUUCCCUCCUGAAAGUUUAUUAAAUGCUGUCACUAAUUGGAUUGAGGGGAAUUAUAAACUGUGUAUAGCAGCUCAACAAAAUCCAUCAGUUUUACCCCCGGGUGCAAUUGCAAUGGAAACAACAACCCCGAUAGCUGGUUUAUUAAAAUGGUGUAUUUUAGCACCGAUUUUUAAUCAAAAUUCUAACCUUUAUUCUCGAUUACAUCUAGCUUUAUUAAACAGUUUAUUAGAAAUUCCAAUUGUUAGUCCACCACGAGCUGUUUCAGCUAAACACUUAACCACUUCUGUGGGAUAUUUGUGUAGAUUUACAAUGGAUAUUAAAACAAGGCGGAAAAAAGAUGAUACCGAUACGAUAAUUUUUGAUUUAAACGAAAUGUUAAUUUUAGCUUUGGAUAGAUAUGCUCAAGCUGUACAAGUUGCUUUAUCUGUUAAGUGUGUUUAUGGGAAUAUUGGGGAUUUAAUUAGUCAAUUGUGUCAAUUACCCCAACAUAAAAUUUUAAGUAUUGUUAUUUGUAGCCAUCAGGUUAAUAAGUGACAUUAAAGAAAUGAUUAUUGAUUUCUUUUUUGUAAAUAUGUGUUAAGUUUAGUAUUUUUUGUAAAGAUUUUUUAAUAAAAAACGUUCUAUGUGUGUCAAAAAUCGUGUUUAAUAAUAAGUAGUUAUUGUAUAUUGUAUCAUAUACAAAGAGUAUAAAUUAAACACAACCUCAUUGUUAAGUAAAACACUGUCAUCCAGGAUUUCGCAAUCAAGGGGGCACGUCAAAGCACAUGAAUCGCCCAAUUAUUAAGGAAAAGCUAUACCUAAUUUUACAAAAGGUGAAAAAAAAAGAUCUAAGAAAUUGAUAGCUGCUGAUUACAGAGCUUAUAUGAGUUCUAUUCAAGCAGAUGUGUUGGGGAAACUAAGGAAGAUAUGGUCGUUUGUUCAUAUCAAAAAGGGUUCCUCAUCCAGCAUGCCAGCCUCAAUGACUUUCUUUGAUGGAACCAUAGUUGACUCGUGUCCUGCGAUCUGUUGUGCUUUCUCGGAUUACUUCUCUUCUAUUUUUGUAGAUGGGACAAUCGACAGCUCAGUGGUUGCCCAUGGCUACGGAUUUUUGCCGUGGUUUUCCGCUAAUGCAAUUCAUAAUGUUCUGUUGCAUUUUGACCGGUCUUCUAGCUCUAGUCCAGAUGGUAUUCCAACUUUAUUCUUAAAAGAGCCACUGUUUCCAAUUAUCGUCCUAUUUCUAUCCAUUCAGCUACCCCAAGGACUUUGAAAAAAUUAUCCACGAUUAUCUUAGUCCCUCUAUUUCUCACUCUAUAAACAAUGAACAACAUGUUUUCCAGUCUAGGCGGUCGGUGGAGUUUAAUCUGUUGUCUUACUUUAUUCAUUCUGCUUUAAACAAGAAUACUCAGAUUGACGCAAUCUACACCGACUACUCCAAAGUCUUCGACAAAAUCGAUCAUACUAUUCUUGUACAGAAACUGUUUUCCUUUGAUGUUUCAGAUGGUCUUGUUCACUGGAUUAUGUCCUAUUUAUCUAACAGAAGUCAGGCGGUCAGGAUUGGUAGCUUGGUAUCUGGUUACAAACCAAUCACAUCCGGUGUGUCUCAGGGCAGUCAUCUUGGACCCUUA
Messenger RNA from Onthophagus taurus, 2300 nucleotides. Its product is annotated as integrator complex subunit 15. The record is from RefSeq and is a predicted model, not a curated record. NCBI's taxonomy places the organism in Eukaryota, Metazoa, Arthropoda, Insecta, Coleoptera, Scarabaeidae.